AUGGCGUCCACGCAACGGGUGGUGAAGGCGGUCGCGGGCAUGGUGGGGAUCCUGGGACUCGGGGUCGGGCUUUGGGCGGCCAUGACGCCCGACGAGGCGCAGCUGAAGGAGAGGAUCAAGGACCUUCCUCGUUCCAGCCCUCAGCAGCGGGCUGAGCGGCGACAUCUGAAUGCCCAGGUGAUGGCAACUAUCAAAGAGGCAGCUGAAACCAACGAGAAUGUGGCCCGGAGGACGUGGCCCUGGCACAAGUAG
Messenger RNA from Euleptes europaea (tarantolino), 252 nucleotides. Its product is annotated as ubiquinol-cytochrome-c reductase complex assembly factor 3-like. Gene Ontology annotation, biological process: mitochondrial respiratory chain complex III assembly. The transcript is spliced from 2 exons. Lineage: Eukaryota; Metazoa; Chordata; Lepidosauria; Squamata; Sphaerodactylidae. The record is from RefSeq and is a predicted model, not a curated record. The coding region runs from base 1 to 252 and encodes 83 amino acids.